AGUAUCACCAUGUGUGAUCCCACAUUCCAGUAGUUGCUAUGUAAAAUUCUAAAAAAGCAGCGCUCAUGAUCAGUGAAAACCCUGACUCAAUUGAGCUAAAACAAAAAGAUGGCUAUCGAGAAAAAGGUGAUGACUGCAUUCUCAACGUAGCAGCUCUAUCAGAAACUAGAUCUAACAUGGAAUCGAGCAAAACUAACCCUGUUGAACAAAAGAAAGAAAAAGCAAAGGAAUACUUUUGGAGAUUUGUUGCAGGGAUCUUAAGACUAACGUCCAUUCUUAUUUUUAGCAUCAUUGUAUUGACUGUCUACAAAGACCCCAAUAGCCUCUACUGGCUUGUUAUGGCAGUCUUGACAAACAUGUAUAUCAUCAUUGCUUCUUUUCUUGAAGUACUAGUUCCAGAUUUAUUAUUUUGGAUUUUUGCUCUCAUACUUGAUACAGUAAUUGUUUUAAAUUCAGUAAAUACUAUAUUCAGUUUCCCUUUGUUCUUAUGUGCAGUUUUAUUGCUAUUACUGAUGAAGAAAGAAUUUUACUCGGCUACUAACGUUAUACACAUUACAAAUGAAGAUGGAGCAGUGUUUCUGGUAUACGUUGUACUAUGGGCCCUAGGUAUACUGAUUUGUAUUACUAAUGCAGCAAGAUUUGAUGCAGCAAAAACUGAUAGUAUUGGCAUUGGUCCUGGAAUCUCUGUGAUAUCAAUGGCCAUAUUGGCUUUUGUUAUUGCUCUGAGGAUAUUCAAGACUUGUAAAGAGGGAAGGAAUGAAAGUGUUUCUACUUCUGUCAUUUGAACGAUUUUAUAAGUGUUGUUUUUCUGUGAAUAUUAUUGCACUUUAUCAUCUUUUGAGGCAAUAAUUUUAUUACGAUAACUUACUAAGUAUGCAAAUUUUAUUGAAAAGUGUUAGGAAAGAAUUCUAUUCAAUUUUAGGCAAAAA
Amphimedon queenslandica is the source of this 929-nucleotide messenger RNA. RefSeq lists its product as uncharacterized. Lineage: Eukaryota; Metazoa; Porifera; Demospongiae; Haplosclerida; Niphatidae. Bases 66 to 785 code for a protein of 239 amino acids. The record is from RefSeq and is a predicted model, not a curated record. The transcript has 6 exons.